UCGCAAUAUCGCUGCGUAGAUUUAAAGGAGGAAACACGGGGACACCCAUAAGUGCUAUUUUUAAGCCUCUUCUUUGAAAUUUCCCUAAUAUUGCACCAUUAUAUUGCACAAAAAUUGAAUAGCUAGACAAAAAUGGAUCUCAGAAAAAUUUUAGAGGGAACUGUAUCGCCAGACCAAAAUGAACUACAACAAGCAUCACGAGUUUUAGAAGAAGCAGCUACACAAAACUUUCCACAUUUUUUGGUUGCAUUAUCAGAGCUUGUUGCAAAUGUUAAUGAAAAUCCUAUUAUCCGCCAAGCUGCUGGCAUUCAAUUAAAAAAUUGUUUAGUAGCAAAAGAUACAUCAUUAAGACAAGUUUACCAACAGAGAUGGUUUGCUCUAGAAGAAAAUAUCAGAUUAACUGUUAAAAACAAGGUUUUCUCAGCCUUGGGAACAGAAACAUCAAAACCAUCAUCAGCUGCUUCUUGCAUAGCUGGUAUAGCUGGAGCUGAGUUGCCUUAUAAUCUAUGGCCUGAUCUAAUGAAAAAUCUUUGUGAUAAUACAGAAGUCACUGAACCUAACUCAGAUGCUUUAAAAGAAGCUACUUUAGAAGCAAUUGGAUAUAUUUGCCAGGAUAUUGAUGCACAGUUUUUAACAAGUUAUGCUCCACAUAUUCUUAAGUCAAUUGUCAAUAGGAUGGGAAAUGAAGAAUUAAAUACAAACAUUCGCUUUGCUGCAACAACUGCAUUUCUCAAUUCUUUGGAGUUCAUUAGAGGAAACUUUGAGAAAGAGGCUGACAGAAACUAUAUUAUGACUAUUGUGUGCCAAGCUACCUUAUGUUCUGAAAAACGAGUUGCUGUAGCUGCUCUUCAAUCUCUUGUAAAAAUUGUCUCUCUAUAUUAUGAAUAUAUUGAAGCCUAUAUGGGUCCUGCACUUUUUGCUAUUACCGUUAAUGCUAUGAAAAGUUCAGAAGAUGAUAUUAAACUGCAAGGCAUUGAAUUCUGGUCAUCAAUAUGUGAUGAAGAAGUAGACUUAGCAUUAGAAGCUGCUGAUGCUGAGGAAACUGGCACAACUCCACAUUCAUAUAGUCGAUUUUAUGCUAAAGGUGCACUCAAAGACAUUGUUCCAUUAUUAUUACAAACAUUAACCGCACAAGAAGAGCAUGAUGAUGAUGAGGAUUGGACUCCCCAUAAAGCUGCUGGUGUCUGUUUGAUGUUAUUGGCUUCUUGCUGUUCAAAUGAUGUGAUUCCUCAUGUUAUUCCAUUUAUACUACAAAAUAUUUCUAACACAGAUUGGAGGUUUAAAGAUGCUGCUGUUAUGGCUUUUGGUUCAAUAGUUGAAGGUCCAACUGCUGAAACUCUAAGCCCAUAUGUAGUAGAAGGCAUACCAUAUCUAAUAUCACUCAUGUCCGAUAGUAAUAUGAUCAUUCGAGACUCUGUUGCAUGGACAUUAAGUCGAAUUUGUGAUCAAGUUCCUGAUGCUGCAUUGAAUCCUGUAAAUCUUGAUGGACUUUUAGAUGUUUUGAUAAAAAAUCUCGAUAGUGAACCACGAGUAGCAACAAAUGUUUGUUGGGCAUUUUCAUCUUUGGCAGAAGCAGCUUAUGAUAGUGCACUUGGCGAUGAUGAAGAUGAACCUCAAACAUUUAUUCUUUCUAGUAAAUUCAAGUUUAUCAUAUCAAAAAUUGUACAAACUGGUGAUAGGGGUGAUGCCCAUUUGAACAACUUGCGAAGUUCUGCUUAUGAAGCGGUAAUGGAGCUAGUUAAAAACAGCCCAAAAGAUGUUUACUCAGUCAUACAAGAAAUUGUACUUGAUAUUUUAAAUAAAAUGCAAGCAAUACUAAAAAUGGAGGAAUCAGGUAGCCAUGUUGGGGAUUACAGUCAACACAAUGAUUUUAAGUCAUUGCUUUGUGCUACUCUUCAAGCAACUAUUCGUAAAUUAAAGCCAGAAGAUGCCCAUAAAAUUUCUGCUGCUUGUAUGGAGGCUCUACUUAAAAUGCUUAAUAUGUCAAAAGUUGGAGGUGUGCAAGAAGAUGCAUUUAUGGCUGUUGGAACAUUGGUUGAAUCUAUAGGAAAAGAGUUCAUUGCUUAUAUGCCUGUAUUCAAACCUUUCCUUAUUCAAGGUCUUCAAAAUCGAGCAGAAUAUCAAGUAUGCAUAUCUGCAAUUGGUGUUGUUGGAGAUAUUUGUCGUGGAUUAGCUAAAGAUGAUAUUGCUCAAUUUUGCGAUGAAAUAAUGCAAUGCUGUGUUGAGAAUCUCUCAGAUAACACUGUGCAUCGCUCAGUGAAACCUCAUAUAUUUUCUGUAUUUGGAGACAUAGCUCUUGCUAUUGGCAGCCACUUUACUAAGUAUGCUAAUGUUGUGUUAACAUAUUUACUACAUGCAUCUAGUGCACAAGUUGAUAAGAAUGAUUACGAUAUGGUAGAUUAUUUAAAUGAACUAAGAGAUGCAUGUCUAGAAAGUUAUACUGGCAUUAUUCAGGGUUUGAAAGGAGAAGAUGAUAAAAACAUUAGUAGUGAUAUUGAAAUUGUGCGUCCACAUGUUGAACAUAUUAUAAAAUUUAUACACACAAUCAGUGAGGAUCCAGAUAAAACUGAUAGUUUAGUUGGUGCUUCUUGUGGCUUGCUUGGAGAUUUAUGUACUGCUUUUGGGGCAGCUUUACUUCCUGUAAUCGACACUCCUUAUUUCCAAGAUCUACUUCAAACAGGAAGACGUUCUAAAACAGCUAAAACAAAAACUUUAGCAGUCUGGGCUUCUAAAACGAUAAGAAAUUUAAAAAAAUAAAAUUUAAUUAUUAGAAGAAUCUUGCAAGACGAAUCAGUGUUAAAAAUAUCUUCUGGUUUACAAAUAUGAAAAGCGUCUCACACGAACAAAUAGAAAUAACGGACUUUUCCUGAUAUCGCUUUUCAGCUUAAGUACCAUGUGUUUCAACUCGUGGACCGAGUGAGCAAAUCGUUUUUGAAAUAAUUUGGUCUCGUGAACAUUGUUGUAUUAUUAUUGUUUUUAGUUAUUUUGUAUUUUAUUAAUGAACGUGGAAAAAAUAAAGGAUUUAUAAUUAAAACGAGUUCUGUAUCAAAUAUUUCGUAAGUUUUGUUUAAUUGUAUUUAAAGUUAAUCCCAGUGAUUAGCUUUAACAGUCAUCCUAAUGAGGUCAUGAAUAAUAAAUCAUAUUUAACGAGUUAGCAGAAAUCUGCGUAAAGUGUUGAUGUAACUGUGGUUGCACCACACUAAUAUUGUUUUUAGAGAUUUUUUCGAUUAUAUUUGAUUAUAAAAAUGUAUUUAUUCCACUUUAUUUUGAUACACACUAUUAAAUAGCGUAAAUGAUGAUUUCUAAAAUUAUUA
Molecule: messenger RNA, 3314 nt
Organism: Hydra vulgaris (swiftwater hydra)
Lineage: Eukaryota; Metazoa; Cnidaria; Hydrozoa; Anthoathecata; Hydridae
Product: importin subunit beta-1
Biological process (GO): protein import into nucleus
Cellular component (GO): cytoplasm; nucleus
Molecular function (GO): nuclear import signal receptor activity; small GTPase binding
Source: RefSeq, a predicted model, not a curated record